Molecule: messenger RNA, 2583 nt
Organism: Sclerotinia borealis F-4128
Lineage: Eukaryota; Fungi; Ascomycota; Leotiomycetes; Helotiales; Sclerotiniaceae
Source: the annotation of a GenBank genome assembly
AUGUCGCAGAAAGCAACUGGAAUUGGAGAUCAACCACCACAAAUUCCACAACUACCACAACCCCUCCAAAAACAAGGACGUGCCCAUGGUUCUGGCGUUGGUAUUGGACCUGGACCUGGAGUUUGUAUUGGUGUUGGUGGAGGUGGCAAUGGGAGUGGAAAAAGGAACGGAAAUAGAGUUGGGAUUAUUGGAAGUGCUGUUCAUCUAAAGUCUCCUCCCAUUUUCUCUCUGUUUCCUCACCCCAAUCAGUCGACAUCUACCACAUCUGCAGAGAUGAACAUUCAGAAUUUGGCAGAUCGUCGUGCGGGCAUACAUCCUCAUGGGAGAACUCCUACCUUUAAACCUCCAAUCAAAAUUGAUGAAGCAGGUCCCGGUGAAGAAGAUGGCGGCGCAGAUGUGAGAGAUAUACCGUUCUAUAAACCCUAUAGACCAGGUUUGGGAGGAUCUCAUCUGGCAGGACCAGUAGGAACACCUCAAGGAAAUCGACCAAGAAGACUUUCGAUGGAUAGAUCGUUAGAUGCUGGCAUUUUAAGGAGAAGAACUCCAUCACCAACCCCCGAAAAGUCGGCAAAAACUCUACAAGCUCAAGUUGAUAUUCCUCAGCGGACAAGCAGUCUUUACAACGAAGAACACCGCGAGACGGGCCAACAUUUACAAGAACACUUUGAGAUGGGGGAGAGAGAGGAGCGUCUGGAAAUUAGAGAAUCAAGGCCGAGUAUGCUAUCGUCACAACAGUCGAUGUCUUCGCCUUCGACGGGACGUUCGCGUUCUCGAGCGGGUUCUUUUUCUUCCUAUCAAACAAAUGCCACAUCUCUACCAGCGUUGCAGAAAACAGGGGUGUUGGAAGAGGGAGAAUUACUGGUGCCAUUGAAUGAGGAAGAUAUUGAUCCUGGAUCUUUUGAUCUUGUGGCGGCAACUGAAACUGCAGCCAAACGAUUUUCUCUCGAAGCAAGAUCAGAACAACUUUUCUCGACCGAGCAUCUACGGACCAUUUUCAGUGACCCUUCGUUACUGUUACGAUUCACUUCUUUCCUGGGCGCGCAGAGACCUACUUCAAUUCCUAUACUUAUAUAUUAUUUGGAUGCUGUCAAAGCACUGAAAGCUAUCUCAUACUCGAACGCAAUUGCGGAGGCUCUAGAACCAAUCCCAGGGUUCGAUUUUACCGUGACUGCAGCCUCAAAGACAAUGAGCGCUCAACUGGAGGAGAAAGCUACAAAGGCUUUUGAUGUGUUGGUUCGAGAAGACCUGCCUGCUUAUAUUACAUGGACAUAUAUACAGACUGUCAGCAUAUCGAUUCAGAGACGAAUUACUGGAACUUUACCAGCACAUUUGAGAGAGGCCUCGGAGGGCUUAGCCGAGGUCUUUUGUUUGACCGAUCCUUCUCGUCCGGACAAUCCUAUUGUAUUUGCUUCCGAAGAAUUUCAUCGAACGACGCAAUACGGUAUGAGUUAUGUUCUCGGUAGAAAUUGUAGAUUUUUGCAGGGACCAAAAACCAAUCCAUUUAGUGUGAGAAGAAUUCGAGAGAAGGUUGAGUCUGGCCAAGAGCAUUGCGAGACUUUCCUUAAUUAUCGACGUGAUGGAUCUCCCUUCAUGAAUCUUCUAAUGUGUGCUCCAUUAUGCGAUAGCAAAGGCACAAUCCGAUAUUUCAUUGGCGCACAAGUUGACAUUUCGGGUCUGGUGAAAGAAUGUGCCGAAUUAGAAUCUCUUCAUCGUCUGGUUGCAGCAGAAGAACUUGCCGAGGAGCGCGCAGCAGAAAAAGCCGCCAACCCUAAUAUAAUACAGGAGGAACUUCCAGUCGCACCUCCGAAAGACGAAUUUCAAGAAUUGAGCGAAAUGUUAAACAUGCAAGAGCUGGACACAGUACGAAAAUGGGGAGGAAGGAUGCACAAAGAAACCGAGGAGGAUCAUUCCGACAACAAUCAUCGAAACGGAAACUGGCACAAACCGAGAUUGCAUCUCACAAGCACAAGUCCUGAUAUUAUGAAGCCAAAUGCACACUCAGGACGCAUCAGUGGAAAAUUAAAUGGUAUAUAUGAGAACUAUCUUCUCGUUCGUCCAUACCCAAGCUUGAGAGUCUUGUUCGCGAGUCCGACGCUCAGAGUACCUGGUGUUUUACAAUCACCCUUCAUGUCGAAAAUAGGAGGCAGUAAUCGUGUUCGUGAGGAAUUGACUCAAGCUCUUGCUGAUGGUCGAGGCGUCACUGCUAAAGUCCGUUGGGUUACCAAAGAUGAUUUGGAAGGUCGACCCCGCUGGAUUCAUUGCACACCACUUAUCGGUUCUAACGGCGCAAUUGGUGUAUGGAUGAUCGUCGUCGUCGAUGAUGAAGCUACGCAGCAGAAUAGCAAGAGAUAUAGAUUAGCGCCAGCGAUAGACCCAAGAUUUGGAAGGUCAAUACCAUUUGUGGGGAAGGCGGAUAGUAGUGCGGGAAGCAUAAGGGAUUUCUCGCUUACUGAUCAUCAUGGACCGAGUGGUGGUAGAGGUGCGGGAUAUCCACCACGGACACCGGGAUCACUAAGAAGUCUUGAGGGUGAUGAGGGUGAAAGUUUAAGGAGUGGAAGUCCAUAUACUUUGAGGAUUGACUGA